Anopheles stephensi (Asian malaria mosquito) is the source of this 1628-nucleotide messenger RNA. RefSeq names its product carboxypeptidase Q-like. Gene Ontology annotation, molecular function: metallodipeptidase activity. Gene Ontology annotation, biological process: peptide catabolic process; proteolysis. NCBI's taxonomy places the organism in Eukaryota, Metazoa, Arthropoda, Insecta, Diptera, Culicidae. The coding region runs from base 85 to 1554 and encodes 489 amino acids. The record is from RefSeq and is a predicted model, not a curated record. The transcript has 4 exons.
GCCUGCGCGUUUCUCGCGUUGUUUAUUAUUCUCUAUCGCCAUCGUGCAGCAGCUGUACGGUGGUGGCCCUAGACAGCGAUAAGAAUGGCUGCUUCCGUGACUCUGUUCCUAACCGUAGCUGGAUUGCUUUGUGGCCGACCUGCUAGUGCCGGAGUGGCCGACAAUCGAAUCGACACGUUCGGCAAGCAAAGCGAUGGAAGCUGCGAGUUGCCGGACGCCCUGCUAAAAGAGAUUCACGGGUAUCAACCGAUCGUGAAGUCGAUCGCCGACAAGAUAGUGCACGGUGAAUAUGCUGGCCGCACCUGGGACAGUCUGGCGGAGCUGGUGGAUACGUUCGGGGCACGGGUAGCUGGUAGCGAGCAGCUGGAAAAAGCCAUCGAUUACGUCGUCGAUAAGAUGAAAGCCGACGGACUGGAAAACGUCCACACGGAGAAUGCGUCCGUCCCGCACUGGGUACGAGGUUACGAGAGUGCUGAGUUGGUAAAACCGUUCCACAAGAAUUUGCCACUGCUGGGGCUUGGCAGCAGCGUCGGUACGCCUCGCGGUGGCAUUAUCGCCGAAGUGUUAGCCGUGGAAUCGUUCAAAGAGUUCGAAACCAUCCCAGCGGAACAAGUGCGCGGCAAGAUUGUGGUGUUUUCACCGGUAUGGGAGAGCUACGAACGUACGGUUGUUUAUCGCAGUCAGGCGGCUUCCGUUGCAUCACGAAAGGGAGCCGUAGCAGCGCUCGUUCGUUCAAUUACCCCGUUCUCGAUAGGUUCACCGCAUACGGGCCAACAGCACUAUCAGGAUGACGUAAAAAAGAUCCCCGUCGCAUGCAUCACAGUGGAGGACGCGCAGAUGCUGCUUCGAAAGUACCGCCGCGGUGAAACGAUGGAAAUUCAUCUAGAAAUGGCAGACCGACCGAUGGAACCGGUCAUAUCGAGAAAUACGAUCGGUGAACUGGUGGGAACAAACUACACCAACACCUCGGUUGUGGUCGUUUCCGGUCAUCUGGACAGCUGGGAUGUAGGUGUCGGUGCGAUGGACGACGGAGGCGGUGCAAUAAUCUCGUGGAAAGCGUUAACGUUUCUGAAAGCGAUGGGUCUGCGGCCACGGCGAACCAUCCGAGCCAUUCUUUGGACGGGCGAAGAGGAAGGCCUUUACGGUGGGGCUGCGUACAAGGAAGCACAUAAGCCGCAAGAGGCGAAGGAGUUUAAUUUCUUCUUCGAAUCCGACAUCGGCACCUUUGAGCCACGAGGGCUCGACUUUGUUGGAAAUGCUGAUGCCGAAUGUAUCUUUCGAGAAAUCGUCAAACUGAUGGCUCCAUUGAAUGCGACCGAGUUUGAAACACCCACCGAUGGUGGACCGGACAUAAGUCACUGGACAACGCGUGGUUUCCCGGGAGCGUCUUUGCUGAACAAAAAUGACAAAUAUUUCUGGUUCCAUCACUCCGCCGGUGACACGAUGGCAGUGGAGGAUCCUAAAAAUCUAGACAAAUGUGCGGCUCUCUGGGCAGCGGCUGCCUACGUCGUGGCUGAUCUGAGUAUUAGCAUGCCCAAGGAUGUGAUGCCGUGAAAGGGGGGAGGGGGGCAUACCAUUAAGAGCCUCAUAAGGAUACUCCAAAUAAAUCGAAUCUUUAUCCCCGUUAC